Messenger RNA from Ostrea edulis (European flat oyster), 1092 nucleotides. RefSeq lists its product as uncharacterized. The transcript is spliced from 2 exons. Bases 333 to 821 code for a protein of 162 amino acids. NCBI's taxonomy places the organism in Eukaryota, Metazoa, Mollusca, Bivalvia, Ostreida, Ostreidae. The record is from RefSeq and is a predicted model, not a curated record.
AAAAUUCAUCUUCAAUAUUCCAUGUAGCAUAAUAUAUAUUAGAAUAAAAUAAUUCCUUGGUAGGGUCAGUAGGUAGAGAAUAAGAAGAAAAAAUAAUUCAGUCAAAGAGAUCACCUUCAUUCCAAAUACAAAGACAGUCAAUAUGUUAUUGUUGAUAAUCAUACAAGAACAUUAAGAACUUUUUUUUCGUACAGGCAUACUGUGCAAUCAGCUCGUUCGCACACGACAUGAAGCGCUUCAGUGUGAUAGAUGUAACAAGUGGCAACAUCGAACAUGUAACAAUGACCCCGAUAUAGAAAGUUAGUAAAAAGCCGGGAAACAUUUGAGUGGACAUGUCAUGGAUGUCAGCCAACACCACCAGCCUCUCCUGCCACCAACACCACCAGCCUCUCCUGUCACCAACACUACCAGCCUCUCCACCGCCAGCUUCAACAGCCUCUCCGCCGCCAGCUGCAACAGCCUCUCCGCCUCCAGUUCCACCAACCUCUCUCGCUGCCGGUUCAACCAGCCUCUCGUUCCAUCGUCUGGAUGGCCGUGCUCCAGAAGUAUUGGCUCCAGUUAUGGAAUAUAUCAUCAGAACAUGGAUUCGUAGCCCCAUAUUUGAAAUCCAUCUAGUAUCCAUGCUGUAUUUGGAAGCAACGGACAUUUGCCUUCAGAUGAAGAUGGUGUCCGAAGUCAAGAUGCAGCGGUACCAACGGAAGAGGACCCGUCAAGUAGAGGGACGUGUUUUUGAAUUGUGGUACCAGUACUGCAACAGGGAUAUUACGGCAAGCCAGCUACUGCAGAGAUGUGCCAACAUCUACGGUCCUUCUGCACAGUGAUGCGCCUACCAGACGUCUUUCUUCCCACAAAAAUUGGACAACCGCAGAAAAUAUACCCGUUAUACAAUAUCUUUGUGGUUUAUGUGGGAUUAAUGUGCUAUAAAUGUGUGAUUAAUGAAUGUUCAUGUGGAAUACAUGUUGCAUGUUGUAUCAAUGUGUUAUUUAUUGCAUGUUGGGUUAAACUAUUAUUUAUAUGGACUGUAUAUGGUGUAUAUAUCUAUUAUCAAUUGUGGAAUACAUGAUGGAUGCACAUAAAAUUAAGCAGAAACUC